Messenger RNA from Mugil cephalus (flathead mullet), 639 nucleotides. RefSeq names its product kallikrein 1-related peptidase b9-like. Gene Ontology annotation, molecular function: serine-type endopeptidase activity. Gene Ontology annotation, biological process: proteolysis. Bases 7 to 639 code for a protein of 210 amino acids. The transcript has 6 exons. Lineage: Eukaryota; Metazoa; Chordata; Actinopteri; Mugiliformes; Mugilidae. The record is from RefSeq and is a predicted model, not a curated record.
AGCAGAAUGAAAGCGAUGGCUCGUCUGACGCUCCUUCUUGUUCUGCUGUGGGUCGGUACCACAGUGAGCACAGUGGUGGACGUGCACAAAAGAGUCGUUGGAGGUAAAAAGUGUGAUGACAAAGAGCGUCUGUAUCACGUGAAACUGGUCGAUCAUAAGAAUAAGUUUGUCUGUGGAGGAUCUUUGAUCAGUGACGAGUGGGUUCUGACUGCAUCUCACUGCUGGAAACCAAAACUGUUUGUCAUUAUAGGGGUGCAUCCAGGUCCAGGAAAGACAGUGGAGGUAAUCGAACCACCUCAGAGACUCCAGUGCCAUGACAUCAUGUUACUAAAGAUAGAAAAAUUUAAAACAAAGGUUCAGCCUAUAAAACUUGGUGACUGCACAACAAAACUGGCCUCAGUGCAGAUCGCAGGACAUGGCCCCACCAACGUGAACAGUAAAAAUGAAUUUGUACCCCAGAGAGUAGAUGAUCUUCAGUGUGCAGAUAUUAAAGUCGUUGCCUGUACUGACCUUGAUUACACUAUGUGGAACACACCGUCUACUGCUGACCACUGGUUCUGUGGUGAAGAUACUAAAGUGCAUGCAGCUCCUGUGACUCUGGUGGAGGAGUCGUGUUUCAAUGGUCAGCUCUACGUUUGA